Messenger RNA from Dromaius novaehollandiae (emu), 1174 nucleotides. It is a transcript of the gene RPP25, whose product is annotated as ribonuclease P and MRP subunit p25. Bases 218 to 835 code for a protein of 205 amino acids. Gene Ontology annotation, cellular component: ribonuclease MRP complex. Gene Ontology annotation, biological process: tRNA 5'-leader removal. Lineage: Eukaryota; Metazoa; Chordata; Aves; Casuariiformes; Dromaiidae. The transcript has a single exon. Gene Ontology annotation, molecular function: RNA binding. The record is from RefSeq and is a predicted model, not a curated record.
CUCUGCCCCCCCGGGGACAGCCGCGAGCCAGCCGCUAGCUGCUCCGGCGCUCGGGCAAGGACGGCGGUAGGGGCCGGCGGUCCCGGGGGCGCCGCGUUAGGCUCAGCCUCCUCGGGGCUGGGCCGGAGCCGGGCGGGCGGCGGGGGCACCCGUGCCAUGGUGGCCGGGGUCUAGGCGCCCCCGCGGAGCCGCGCUCCCCGCCGGCGAGGGCCGAGGGAUGGCCGCCGGCGGAGGGGGGUGUGAGCCCGGCGGCCGGUCCAGGAUGGAGAACUUCCGAAAGGUGAGGACGUCGGAGGAGGAGAGCCCCUCGCCCUUCCCCGACCUGCCGCCCGGCGUGGUGGAGAUGAAGGUGAAGGAGGGCAGCAAGAUCAGGAACCUGAUGGGCUUCGCCAUGGCCCAGAUGGAGCUGAAGGGCAGCCGGCAGAUCGUCUUCAGCGGCUGCGGCAGGGCGGUCACCAAGACCAUCACCUGCGUGGAGAUCAUGAAGCGGAAGCUGGGGGGGCUCCACCAGGUCACCAAGGUACGCUACCAAACGCUGCUGGAGGUGUGGGAGAACAAGGACCCGCUGCCCGGCGCCCCGGCCCAGCACCUCACCGUGCACAAGAACGUGCCCUCCAUCUGCAUCCUGCUCUCCCGCGACCCCCUGGACCCCACCCAGACGGGCUACCAGCCGCCCGAGCCCGGCGAGGGGCCGCGGGCCGAGGCCGGCCCGGCGGGGGCCGAGGCGCCGGGCUCCUCCAAGGCGCUCAAGAGAGCCCUGCCGCCUCCCGGCGAGCAGCUGGCGAGCAAGAGGGCGCAGGGAGCCGAGGGCCUCCCGCCCCAGCAGCGCCGCUGACGCCCCUCCGCGCGGCCCGGGGGGCGUCGGGGGGGCGCUGAGCCCCCGCGCGUGGGGUCCGGCCGAGGCACGUCGAGACGUCGGCGGCUGCGCGGGCGUGGAGGGGCUGCCCCGAGGGGAGGCGAGGCGAGGCGAGGCGAGCCGGGCAGCGAGGAGGAGGAGGAGGAGGUGGAGGAAGCAGGGAGCCGUCUUGUUUCGCCACGACCUUGUUAUCUCCCCCGGCAGACAGCUGCUCCUCGGGCCCGAGGCUCCCGCUUAUCUGCCCCGCCACAGAUUGAGCCGCUCCGCUUAUCUGCUGCCGUGUAAUUGAAUAUUAAUUCCUGAUUGUUGUUUUUUUUA